CCACCUGUUGGAGCUCAAUUCUUUCAAUAUCAGCCGGAGAUGCUGCACGCAUAUAUACCUUUUGUUCAACCACCUGGACCAUUCUUCUUGCCAGAUCAGCCGCCGAUGCCGCUGAUGCCGCCACUGGCCAAGGACAAGUUCCCGCGGCCAAUGUUGCAGGCGAUGCUCGACGAGGAGCACCAUGGGUUACCGGUGUUUCGCAGCAUGAGGACCUUGGUCCUUGAGGAUUCCGAGAUUGGCGGCGAUGCUCAGACGCUCUGCCGUUUUCUGCAUAAUGCUCCAGCCCUAGAGAAGCUCACUCUAAAGAACUGUCAGUGCCAUGAGUUCCCAAACAGUUCAAUGGUGGAGCUACCUCGGACCAUAUCCCUCACCCCCAACCUAAAAUCGGUGGAAAUCAUCGAGGGCGACAAAGAUGGGAGCAUAGACGCGGAGCAAACAAACGAGGUCUUGACGUCCAUGAUGUUAGGUAAUCUGCCGGCGACUACCAUGAUCCAAGUCACCAAAUUAGGAGGAAGGAAUUAGGUUUGGUUUGUACCCUUUUCAUUUCAGUUGCUUGUGAGAUGCUUUAUUCUUGGAUUAAGCUGUACAAAUUUCUAUUA
Molecule: messenger RNA, 599 nt
Organism: Triticum aestivum (bread wheat)
Lineage: Eukaryota; Viridiplantae; Streptophyta; Magnoliopsida; Poales; Poaceae
Exons: 2
Coding region: 40-522 (160 amino acids)
Source: RefSeq, a predicted model, not a curated record